Messenger RNA from Phanerochaete carnosa HHB-10118-sp, 1197 nucleotides. RefSeq lists its product as uncharacterized. Gene Ontology annotation, molecular function: protein-folding chaperone binding; ATPase activator activity. Gene Ontology annotation, biological process: protein folding; positive regulation of ATP-dependent activity. Bases 27 to 1043 code for a protein of 338 amino acids. The transcript is spliced from 7 exons. Gene Ontology annotation, cellular component: cytosol. NCBI's taxonomy places the organism in Eukaryota, Fungi, Basidiomycota, Agaricomycetes, Polyporales, Phanerochaetaceae. The record is from RefSeq and is a predicted model, not a curated record.
CUCGCUACCAGUCUCACUCUAAAAGCAUGGCUACUGUUCCACCGCCAAUGGCUGUAUCGACCGCCAACUGGCACUGGAAGAACAAGAACGUGACGCCAUGGGCCAAAAACUGGUUCGAGCGCGAGCUCACGACUGUCUCCGUUAAGGGUGAUGGGGAAGAAGAAGUGUUUGUGUCAGAGGUCGCCGAAGUGGACGGAGAUGUCGAGCUGGGGCAGCGCAAGUCUAAACUCUUGACGAUCUACGACUGUAAGGUUGAGCUCAAGUGGACUGGCAAGACUGCAGACGGUACUGAGGUCCUGGGCAAGCUCACCAUCCCAGAAGUCUCUCAUGAGAUUACCCUCGAUGGCAUCUCAGAGUACCAGUGGCAUUGGAGCCUAAGCACCGCGCGGAGCCCAGCCGUCGACAAGGUCUUCGAACUCGCGAAGGCACGUCUCCCGACCGCGCUGGAGACGAAGCUCUCCGAGUUCCCGUCUGCGAUUAUCAACACUCACGGUAAGGACCUCACCAUCAGCGCCGAGCCCAGCCGCCAGAGCACGCCAGCACCCUCGAACAUCGCUCCGUCUGCUGCAGCGUCUGCCACGUCUUCGAGCGCGGCAGCUACGGCUAAGCCGGCCGUAAAGAAGGAUGCCAAAGCGGUAAACUCGACCACCGUUUCCGUCGACUCGACGUUCAUGGCCUCUGCUGAGGAUUUGUUCUCUAUCCUGACCAACGAGAACAGGAUACCCUCGUGGACACGCGCUCCCGCGAAGUCGACCGCGCAACCCGACACUGAGUACUUCCUAUUCGGCGGUGGUGUCAAGGGCAAGUACGUCUCGCUUAAUUCGCCAAAGGAGAUCAUCCAGACGUGGGCGCUUUCGAGCCCAACCUGGCCGGACGGCCACUUUGCGACCCUCACGACGACGCUCGACCAGGGCAGCGAUCACACUAAGGUGACGUGGUCACUCGCCGGUGUCCCGCUGGGCAUGGAAGAUGAGAUUAACCGCAACAUUAACGGAUAUUACGUCCACGGUUUGAAGUCCAUCGGGUUGGGAUCAGAGCUCUAGGCCAACCGCAUGAACAUCGACACAAACAGCGAUCAGCAUGAUGUAGAAGGUCUACAAGGAAUCCUGACCAAGGUGAGAAGGGCUUGACGGCAAACGGCAGGAGGGGGGAGGGGGUAUGGAUUAGAAACGCAAUGUACGAUAUACAGCUGUAGAA